GUUUCUGCAACUUACCUGCAAGUCCUAGGCCUCACCAUGGUGACUAUAGCAUCCCCCCAGUCGAACGAAGCAGAGCAAAAGAAACGAAAGCAGACUUUAGAGCGCGCAAAAGCAAAUCACCUCUCGAAACAGUUACAGAUGCGCCUGCAGUACGCAAAGCUAAAGGUUGAGCAUGGAUGGCAACGCCAAAACUUGAACGAGGUUGAGAACCUGUAUUUCCAUCAUUCGCAGGUACGCGGGCUGCGUCCUGUCGUACCUGCAAAAACUGUUCCUCCACCGUCUAUUAAUUCACUCCCUCCAACCGUAACCGUCCCAGAACCUCCCGAGCCCGUGGUGGUCGAUGAGGUAUCACAGCAGGUCAUCAAUAGCCAAACAUCUCCCACAGAUACUUCCCGAGAGCCCACGUCCCCACAUAAUUCCCCUCUUGAAUUAAUGUCAACUCCUGUGCAAAACUCAUUUACCGAAACCACCUCAAAAUCUGCAUUACAUACAAUACAAACCCUCCCCGACAAAGCGCCCUCCCAGGAACCGUCUCAACCUGCUCCCACCCCUGUUCACCUCAGCACGCAAUCAGCUACUGUCCCUCAGGAACAACCAAACUCAGAGACAGCAACCCCUCCGCACAGUUCCCUCGAUUCUAGCGACCCAGCAACUAUGGCUUCAUCACACAGCCAAACACCAACACAGAUUCAAACUCACACACAAUCCCAGCCAUACAACCCUUACAUGCCCCUCAAUCGACAGUCUUCUCAACCCCAACCCAACCCCUUCAUGCCCCAACCCCUUCCGCAAUAUUCUUUCACCCAAUCAUAUCACGCAACCUCGCUCCAAAAUCAGUCCAACCCACAAAUAUUUCAUUCACAGCCCAGUACCAACUCGCAAUCUCCGUUUGCGAAUGGGAAUGGGAGCAGCCCACUGACAUACGACAGUUUCUGGUCUACACAUGCCAGUGCAGGAUCACUGUACCGCACCCACGGAGGUUUUACAGCGAGCGCCACGCCGACUGGCCACGUCGCGAUGAUCACCCCUGGCGGGCAUGCGGCCGUGAUGACAGCCGAGGGAGUGUAUGUCGGUACUGCUGGGUAUACGGGCCGUGUCAGCGGGUAGAGAUCAGACUUUGCUAUAUUGCUUAUUCUUUGGCGUUGCUUGGUUGGGCACGUUUCUAAGAACCAUUCUGGAUUGCUUCAUGAUGUUACGGUACAUUCAUACUUACCUCUUUGUUCUGCUCCUAAUGACAUCUGCAUGUUGGUGGCUGAUAUUACUGUGCGUCCCUGG
Messenger RNA from Suillus discolor, 1275 nucleotides. RefSeq lists its product as uncharacterized. Lineage: Eukaryota; Fungi; Basidiomycota; Agaricomycetes; Boletales; Suillaceae. Bases 37 to 1107 code for a protein of 356 amino acids. The record is from RefSeq and is a predicted model, not a curated record. The transcript has 4 exons.